Molecule: messenger RNA, 1869 nt
Organism: Pocillopora verrucosa
Lineage: Eukaryota; Metazoa; Cnidaria; Anthozoa; Scleractinia; Pocilloporidae
Product: type-2 angiotensin II receptor-like
Biological process (GO): G protein-coupled receptor signaling pathway
Cellular component (GO): plasma membrane
Molecular function (GO): G protein-coupled receptor activity
Source: RefSeq, a predicted model, not a curated record
GUCAGUGCGUUGUUAAUUAGCUGAGAGGCAGUGCAACAGAAAUACGAAUCAACUAGUUGCGUUUUUCCGCUUGAUAACAAACUGUUGUGUUUGAUUGCUUCACUAGACCUUUGGUACUCAACAGAGGCUUGACAGAAAUUUGAAAGUGGUGAAAUAUCCCUAAAGGGCCUUGGAGUAGCACCUGGCGUUUAAAAAUUUAGCAGCUGGCGUUUUGGAAAUCUAGCACUUUGAGAAUGGCAGCAAAUGACAGCUCAGAGAUGAACAGCACUUUAAAACCCUCUGUUGUGGAUAAAGAAUAUCCCUUACCGCUGGUUAUAGGAUAUGUCAUCUUGUAUGUUGUUUUCUUCACAUUCGCCUUCUUUGGAAACAUUAUGGCACUGCUGACAUGCUACAAGAAAUACCGCACAUCACAAUCAAUUCUUCUCUGUUACAUCUCGAGUUUAGCGCUUGCAGAUCUUUUGUUUGCCAUUCUCUCCAUUUUUGACACCGUCUACUUCUUUCUGGGUGACUGGCCCGGUGGCAAUCCCGUGUGCAAAAUUCAAGGGACUCUAAUCGAGAUAUCGUACUCCGCAUCAAUACUAACCUUAGUAGCAAUCAGUUAUGAAAGAUCGCGAUCUGUCACAUCGACAAGUCUGGCCAGAAAUCGCGGUAUCGAGCAACGCACCAUAGUCAUAAAAAUUGUGUGGAUUGUGUCGGUUAUUUUAUGCGCACCUUUAUUUUACGGGUACGCGACGAAAGAAGUGAACGGUGUGCAGCUCUGUUUGAACACUAACUGGGGUGACAGCGGGAGGCAAACCUACUAUAUCCUUCAAGCAGUUUUCAUAUUCAUUUGCCCUUUAGUUUUCAUGAUUUGGGCGCAUACGAAAAUUUUGCGCGUUCUGCAAACGCACGUCAAGAACACUUCAGGAGUGGGAUCCGUCGAGUCAAAACAACACAAAGUAACGAAGAUGUUAGCUGUAGUGACCCUGGUCUUUUUUUGCUGUUGGUCUCCGUUUAUCAUCGUUCGCGCACUGCGCUACUUUUACGUCUACGAGGGAAACGAACUGUGGAAACUCACGCAACUGAUCAUAUUUGGAAAUUCGGCAGCCAAUCCAAUUUUGUACUGCUUCUACAGCGGACAGUUCCGAAGAUCUUUUAAAGAGAUUAUCAGAUGUAAAUUUGAAUUUGAAAGUCGACGUAAAAGUCGCACCAAAAGUCAUUCGACCUUCGCUUUGCACAACGUCCGUCAUAACAGCGUAAAAAGAACCGCUGCGAUAGAAAUGCAUCGUGAUUUGACGCUGAACAGCUCCACUACGGAUUUUCAGUAGAAAUAGAAGAUCUCAUGUCUUCAUACUAAUCUUCUAGCCUUUGAAAACAGUUUUCCCGACCGUCCAGAGAGAACGGUUUUCUGCGCGUUUGCUGGGAAAUAUUUCAAGAACUCCCACUUAUAAACAAUUCUUUGUAAGAGCACGGUGACCCUGUAUCUCUCACCUGGUGGUUCGAGCAUCUUCAUCAGAAAAACUACUCUUUAUUUCAAAACUAUUAGAGAAUAUCAGUAGGGGUCGAGACCUCUUAUUGCGCGUUAUAUUGAAGUUUAGAUCUCAGAUCAAAACAAAGUUAUCCACAUGGAUCAUGUCGUUUCAAUUGUUGAAUACUAAACGACCGGAUCUAGCAAUUACAACGCAAUUUCCGUCCCAUAUUUCAUGACCAUGUAAAAAAUUUAUUGCUCAUCAUAAGCAAGAAAGAUGUAAUAAUACUAUACCGUCGCUUUCCUUCACAUCAUACAAGCAAAUGAAAUUUCGCGAACAGAAGUUCAUUUAUGUUUUAGGAUAAUAUAUUAAGAUUGAUUUUUUUUACUUAAAGGGCCUGCUGGUUGCGGCAAAAGAAAAU